Molecule: messenger RNA, 2208 nt
Organism: Saprolegnia parasitica CBS 223.65
Lineage: Eukaryota; Oomycota; Saprolegniomycetes; Saprolegniales; Saprolegniaceae
Exons: 4
Coding region: 1-2208 (735 amino acids)
Biological process (GO): xylan catabolic process; arabinan catabolic process
Cellular component (GO): plant-type cell wall
Molecular function (GO): alpha-L-arabinofuranosidase activity; xylan 1,4-beta-xylosidase activity
Source: RefSeq, a predicted model, not a curated record
AUGAGCGCGCUGCUUCUCGCAGCGCAUUUAGCCCAUGGCGCCAGCGACCACGUCUGCGACAACGAGCCGCAGCGCAGCCUCCCGUUCUGCGAUCCAAUGCUGCCACUGAGUGCCCGUGUUGAUGACCUGGUGGCGCGCAUCCCGCUGCUCGAAAUUCCCGGGCUCUUGGGCGACAACUCGACGGGGUCGCCUAGCGCCGGGCUGCCACCGUACGGCUGGUGGAGCGAAGGUCUGCACGGCGUUGCGCUCUCGCCGGCCGUGCGGUUUACCGCACCCACGACAUCGGCCACGAGCUUCCCGAUGAUCAUCAGCGUCGCGUCCUCCUUCAACCGCACGCUGUGGCAGGCGAUGGGCAGCGUGAUCGCGACCGAGGCCAGAUCCUUUCACAGCGUGGGCCAUGGCGGCUUGACGUACUGGGCGCCCAACAUGAACAUCUACCGCGAUCCGCGCUGGGGCCGCGGGCAAGAGACGCCGGGCGAAGAUCCGUUCGUGACGGCCGCCUACGCCACCGCGUUUGUCCGUGGCAUGCAAGGCAACGAGCGCUUCCUCAAGGUCUCCGCGUGCUGCAAGCACUUUAGCGCCUACAGCCAAGAAGUCGACCGGCACUCGCUCAGUGCUACCGUGUCGGCCCAGGACGCGGCCGACACGUACUUGCCCGCGUUUGAAGCGUGCGUGCGGGACGGCGGCGCGAGCUCGGUCAUGUGCAGCUACAACGCCGUCAACGGCGUGCCAUCGUGCGCCGACAAGCGCCUCCUCACCGAGCUCUUGCGCGAGACUUGGGGCUUCGAUGGGUACGUCGUGUCUGACUGCGGCGCCGUCGACGACAUCUAUACGCACCACAAGUACACCAACUCGACCGCUGCGACGUGCGACGCGACGCUGAGUGCGGGCAUGGACCUCAACUGCGGCGACUUUGUACAGACCCAUCUGCCCUCGGCGUUGCGCCAAGGGCUCGUGCGUCCUGCGACCGCCACGCGCGCGCUCCAGCAGCUCUUGCGGGUGCAGUUUCGGCUGGGCAUGUUUGAGCCGUCGCGCACGCGGCCCUACCAAGACAUUACUAUUGAUGAUAUUGACACGCCGGCGCAUCGGCAGCUCGCGUACGAAGCCGCCGCGCAGAGCCUUGUCUUGCUGCACAACACGAAGCUGCUGCCGCUGGAUGUGAACGCCUUUACGCCCACGCACCGACUCGUGCUGCUGGGUCCGCAUGUGAACGCGACAAUUGCACUGCUCGGCAGCUACGCGGGCAUCCCGACCUCGAUCGCGAGCCCGCUCGAUGGUGUCGAAACCUUCGUGUCGCCGAGAUACCUUGAUGCUCAUGCGGCGUGCGCGGUCGAUGGCGGUGACGUCGACGACGAGGCAAUGGCACUGGCACGUGCCAAUACGACGCGUCAGAUUGUGCUCUUUCUGGGCUUGAACCAGUCGCUCGAAGCCGAAGGCAUGGAUCGAACGCACCUGCGGCUGCCCGACGUCCAGCUCGCGCUCUUCCGCGCAGUGGUUGCCGUCGCGGCGUCUCCCAUUGUCGUUGUGCUGCUGACGGGCGGCGCCGUGGACCUCGGCGAAAUCAAGCACCACCCGAGAGUCGGCGCGAUCUUGUACGCCGGGUACCUCGGCCAAGCCGGCGGCUCUGCGAUCGCAGAUGUCCUUUUUGGCCAAGUCAAUCCGUCCGGACGUCUUUCCCAGACGCUGUACUUCGCCUCCUUUGCCGAUCAAGUGACGAUGAGCGACAUGAACAUGCGUCCGACGGCGAGAACGCCGGGGCGCACACACCGCUUUUACAACGGCGACGUGGUCUUCCCGUUCGGUCACGGCCUGUCGUACACGACGUUUCGCUACGACGUCGCUACGGACGAUGAUGAUAAUGAUGCGACUGUGGUCGUGGCCGGCAACCGCUGGCGCGCGGCGAUUCGCAUCACGAACGUCGGCGAACUCAUUGGCGACGACAUUCUCUUGUGCUUUGCGUCGCCGCCAGGCGCGGGCGUUGACGGCAAGCCAAAGCAGUCGCUCGUCGCGUUUGAAAAGGUUGCGUCGCUCGUGCCGGGCGACGAGUACAUCUGGCACCUCGACCUCCCGCCGUCGGCAUUUGCUGUCGCGACGCAGGAUGGCAGCACCGAGAUCCUACCCGGCACGUGGACAAUCGCUGUCGGCUCGGUGCGCAUCGACGUGCAAGUCGUGACGCCCAUGCCCGUAGCAGCGACGUCCACGGCCUAG